CAGAAGAGAGACCCACUGUGCUGGCAGGACCCCCUGCACCCUGGGUGCCCUGAAGACCCACUGCACUGGACAAGCAGAGCCCAGCCCUGAUGGCUCCAGCACAAUGGUGACAGCAGCCAGAGGCAGGCUUAAACCUCUCCUCUCCCAGCCAACAGUAGCUAAGGCCAGGGGCUACGGGCAUGUGCUGAAGCCAGGGGAUGGGGAGCCUGGCCAGCCGGGAGAGGCCACUCAGCAUCCCACCAGCAGCUGCUGACACUACGCAGCCCCCACUGCCCACACAGGCAGCAGCCUCCAGCAGCUUCCUGGCCUUGGCCCUCUGUGACUUCCCCUCCGGCGCAGGGGUGGCCACCGUCCUGCGGAUGGGGGAGUUGCUCCGCAUCCUCUCUGACCUCAGCCCUUCAGAAUGGCUCAUCCCCCUUACCUGCAGGGAUGGGGAGUGGUGGCUGGUGGUGUCCGAGGUGUCUGGCAAGGAGUGCCACAUCCCCAGCAGCUGCGUGGCCAAGAUCAGGUACAGGUGGCUGUACGAGGGCAUCAGCCGGCAGAAGGCAGAGGAGCUGCUGCUCCAGCCGGGCAACCGCAGCGGGUCCUUCCUGAUACGAGAGAGCCAGACCAGGCAAGGCUGCUACUCACUGUCCGUGCGCCGCAGUGAGCGCGCCUCCUGGGACUCGGUGACACACUACCGCAUCCACCGCCUGGAGAAUGGCUGGGUCUACAUCUCACCUGGACUCACCUUCCCCAGCCUGCACGACCUGGUGGACCACUACUCUGAGUUUGGAGAGGGGCUGUGCUGUGCCCUCAGGGAGCCCUGCUCUAUGGAAGGGGCAAGGGCAGCCCCGGUCCCUGCCAUGCCUGCUGUCGUGAAGAAGCCGUCACUCAACUGGGACAAGAUUGACAGAGGCCACAGCCCCACUGGAGGAGGACUCUCCCAUCAGCCUGGGCCUGAGGGAAGCCAUCAGCUCUUACCUCCUGGUGACAGAGACAGGGCCUUGCAGGGAAAGGAAAGAAUAGCUAAGGGCAGGGCCCUGCUCAGCCACAGCCCCUCGGCAGCCCUCGUUACAGCCACAAACACUUGUGGAUGCUGUGGGAGCCAGGCACCCAGGGGCCAGUGACCAGGACACAGGACAGCUGAGAUCAAGGUGCAGAGGAGCAACUGCUGAUGCUGGAAGAAGGGGCUGCCCAAGGGCUUGUCCUCUCCAGAGCCAGACUUUCUGGGAAGCAAUCUUUGAGCACCCUGAGCAUCACCCCACGCCCACGGGAGAAGAUGGCAGAGGCUGCGCAUAGGAGCACUGCCUGCCCCAUGGGCUGCAAUGGAGCCCUGCUGCGUCUGCGUUCCCACAGCAGCGGGGAAAUAGGAUGCAAAUGCCCAACAAGCCAAAGCCUGGCCCAGGUGAGAAGACAGCCUGACCCUGUCACACACCUUAAGUCCAUGCACAAACUUUCUUGGAGCAGUGUGUCUGUGCAGGACAAGGGCCUGUGAGUAGCAGUCACAGACCCUCCUGCUCUCACGCACCCAUAACUCACCCCUCUGCAGCAGCCAGGAGGAAACCACCCUCUUACUGCACCCGAAGUAGCUGAUUUUUAGAUCUUCAAGCACAUGUAUUUUAUAGGAUUUGAGGUCAAUAAAACAGGAUCCUGCUGGA
Molecule: messenger RNA, 1640 nt
Organism: Falco peregrinus (peregrine falcon)
Lineage: Eukaryota; Metazoa; Chordata; Aves; Falconiformes; Falconidae
Gene: SLA2
Product: Src like adaptor 2
Exons: 8
Coding region: 198-1109 (303 amino acids)
Molecular function (GO): protein binding
Source: RefSeq, a predicted model, not a curated record